GAAGACUGGAGCCCGCCUGGCAUUUCUCGGCAGCUUCUGUGCGCGGAGGGUGUUGGGUGAACGGCAGGGCGAACCGUGGCUGGAAUCUUUCCCCAGGAAGAGAGCGAGUCACAGCCGAGGACUCCAGUGCAGAGGUGAGUGGCGAGCGGCGGCGGCGCGGACUCCCCGGAGCCCGGCUCCGCGCCUCUGCUCCCGGAGCUGCUGCCCGACCGGCUGCGGGGCGCAGGGACAGCUGUCGCGCCCGGACCCCGCCCGCGGACCCCUCCCGCCCCGAGAGGCUGCGCCCAGCCAUGGAGGGCGCAGAGCUGGCCGGGAAGAUCCUUUCCACCUGGCUGACGCUGGUGCUCGGCCUCAUCCUCCUGCCCUCGGCCUUCGGGGUGUCUCUGGGCAUCUCCGAGAUCUACAUGAAGAUCUUGGUGAGAACUUUAGAGUGGGCCACAAUACGAAUUGAAAAAGGAGUCCCAAAGGAGUCGGUUCUUAAAAACUCCGCUUCUGUUGGUAUUAUCCAAAGAGAUGAGUCACCCAUGGAGAAAGGGCUCUCUGGUCUGCGAGGAAGGGACUUUGAGCUGUCUGAUGUGUUUUAUUUCUCCAAGAAGGGCUUGGAAGCCAUUGUAGAAGAUGAAGUGACCCAGAGGUUCUCCUCAGAGGAGCUAGUGUCAUGGAAUCUCCUCACAAGAACCAAUAUAAAUUUCCAGUACAUCAGUCUGCGGCUCACCAUGGUGUGGGUACUGGGCGUCAUAGUACGCUACUGUGUCCUUCUGCCCCUGAGGGUUACUUUGGCUUUCAUUGGGAUCAGUUUGUUGGUUAUAGGAACUACACUGGUCGGACAGCUGCCGGAUGGCAGCCUCAAAAACUGGCUAAGUGAACUGGUCCACCUGACAUGCUGUCGGAUCUGUGUGCGAGCCCUCUCUGGCACCAUUCAUUAUCAUAACAAGCAGUACAGACCCCAGAAGGGAGGCAUCUGUGUUGCCAAUCAUACUUCCCCAAUAGAUGUUUUGAUCUUGACAACGGAUGGAUGCUAUGCUAUGGUUGGCCAGGUUCAUGGUGGGUUGAUGGGAGUUAUUCAGAGAGCUAUGGUCAAGGCUUGUCCACAUGUCUGGUUUGAACGCUCAGAAAUGAAGGAUCGACACUUGGUCACUAAGAGACUAAAAGAACACAUUGCUGAUAAGAAAAAACUACCCAUACUAAUCUUUCCUGAAGGGACUUGCAUCAACAACACUUCAGUCAUGAUGUUUAAAAAGGGAAGCUUUGAAAUUGGAGGGACCAUACAUCCAGUUGCAAUUAAGUAUAAUCCUCAGUUUGGGGAUGCAUUUUGGAACAGUAGUAAAUACAACAUGGUGAGCUACCUGCUUCGAAUGAUGACCAGCUGGGCAAUCGUCUGUGACGUGUGGUACAUGCCCCCCAUGACCAGAGAGGAAGGAGAAGAUGCCGUCCAGUUUGCCAACAGGGUUAAGUCUGCUAUUGCUGUGCAAGGAGGAUUGACUGAGCUUCCCUGGGAUGGAGGGCUGAAGAGAGCAAAGGUGAAGGAUACCUUUAAAGAAGAGCAGCAGAAGAAUUACAGCAAGAUGAUUGUAGGCAAUGGAUCUCUUUGAAUUGGACUGAAAGCUACCCUGGUGAUAAAAUCUGGCUUCCAGGAACUAGGCCCUAAAAAUGGAAUGUGUUGGGGUUUUUUGGUGGGGGAGUGGACUAUUGUUUUGUAAACUGUUUUGUUGUUGAUCUUUUCUACAGGAUGGAUCGUCUCUACUUCUUUAUGCCAGAGGCAGAACCCAUCACGGGCCCUUUUUUGGCUUUUGUUGUUAUAGCAUUAGCUUCCUGAAUUGUAAGGUAGUUUACUGAGUUUAAACAGAUUCUGCCUUUUGUAAAAUGAUGAUGUCAUUGUUGAUUGAAUGAAAUACUUAUGAGGGGGUGGAAAGUUCUUCUACAACACAUUUGGAACUCACUGUGUUUAGGACUUUGUUGAUAUGGUAAUUCUCAAAAAACCCCAGGCUCUUUUCAUGAUUAACUUUCUCACUGCUCCCUCUCCCCCUUCAAUCACUUAAACAGCAGGAUUAAGCAUCUGUUCAAGGUUACCACUGCACUUAUGCUCUACCGCAAGGUCGGGGCGGGGGACAUGAAGGAUGGUAUUUAGGAGAAAAGAAGGAAUUUGUGGCCACUUGAUCUGAAAGUUGAAAGCAAGUAUAAAUAUUUUUUUUUACUAGUGUGUUAGAAGAGAACUACUAUUUGGUAAACUUUACCAAAGAAAAGUGAGUGCAGGUUUCUGUGUGUGUGCACUUUUAUGUAGGCGAAUUUUGAAUGAACACUCUAGCUGGCAAUUGGUGAUAAAGUUUUAAGUUUUCCUUGUUUGUACACUAAAGAUUUAUAUCCAGUGCCUCUCCUAUCUACUGAUUUGAUUUUGUACUGAAACGUAUUUUCAAACAGGAGAGCCUUUAACAACAACAAAAAAAAUCACAGUGUCUUCAGCGGGAGUAUGAAUGAGCCAGGUGUGUGUGCUGCCCCUCACCCUCCACCCCUUUGAGGUUUAUUUCAGAAUGUCCCCAGUUUCUUAAACAGAAAAAUAAGUGGUAAAAUUACCUUUUGGAAACUGAGCCUUAAAUUUUUUAAAGGGAGAAAUAAGUGUUUCCCAACUCACACAGCAUAAGCAAUGUUUGAUAGCAAUAUAACGCCAUAUUAAACUCUGAGAGUGUUAUAUCUCUUCUGGUAACCAUGUACAAAAUGUGAAACUGUCUUACCGUGAAUAUAAAUAAAUUCUAUAUUUCUAAA
Messenger RNA from Nyctereutes procyonoides (raccoon dog), 2760 nucleotides. It is a transcript of the gene GPAT3, whose product is annotated as glycerol-3-phosphate acyltransferase 3. Gene Ontology annotation, cellular component: endoplasmic reticulum. Gene Ontology annotation, biological process: triglyceride biosynthetic process. The transcript has 13 exons. The record is from RefSeq and is a predicted model, not a curated record. Gene Ontology annotation, molecular function: glycerol-3-phosphate O-acyltransferase activity. Bases 291 to 1592 code for a protein of 433 amino acids. Lineage: Eukaryota; Metazoa; Chordata; Mammalia; Carnivora; Canidae.